AUGCUUCCACAGUGUUAUGAUGCAUUGCAAACAUGGGGACCCAAGCCAGACCUAGACACGUACGUGGGGCUCAUGGCAGUGUGUGCCAGGGAUGGCGAUGCAGCACGGGCGAUGGCACUGAGGAGGGAGAUGGAGGAUGGCGGAGUGGAGGUGAUGGGGGAAGUGCUCCGUGCGGUCAUGGCCAUGCAGCGCCACACAGGGCUGUGGGAGGCCGCUGUGGAAACCUUCAGAGAGAUGCAAACUAAGGCUGUGUUCUCGACCGAUGCAGAUACGUCUCCUCCCAUGCUCCAGCUCCUAUCAGAGGUUACUGAGAGUGGCUGUGUCGACCCAGAGGUCUUCAACCUGCUGAUCGAAACCAGCCUGCCGUGCUAUGAGGGCAUGCAGAGGUGGGGACCCAAGCCGGACCUAGAAACGUACCAGGGGCUUAUGGCAGUGUGUGCCAGGGAUGGCGAUGCAGCAAAGGCGAUGAAGCUGAAGAAAGGCAUGGAGGAUGGCAGAGUGGAGGUGAUGGGGGAAGUGCUCCGUGCGCUCAUGGCCUUGCAACGCCAGAUCGGCAUGUGGAAGUCAGCUGUGGAGACUCUGAAGGAGAUGCGGGCCAAGGCUGAGCUCCUGACGGAGGCCAUUGAGAAAGGCGAUGCAGCACGGGCCAUGGCUUCGAAGAAAGGCAUGGAGGAUGGCAGAGUGGAGGUUACGGAGGAAGUGCUCCGUGCACUCCUAGCCAUGCAGCGCAAGGCAGGGCUGUGGGAGGCACCUGUGGAGACACUCAAGGAGAUGCAAGCCAAGGGCGUCAUGGAGGACGAUACGGCAUGGGGUCGUCGUGAGCUCGUGAUGGAAGCUAUAGAGAAGGGCAGUCCCAACGCGGAGACAUUCAACCUCGCCAUUGCAGCCAGCCUUCAGGUGUUGUCGCCAGCCAGCCUUUUGCCAGCUAAGCACUAA
Messenger RNA from Closterium sp. NIES-65, 936 nucleotides. The record is from the annotation of a GenBank genome assembly. NCBI's taxonomy places the organism in Eukaryota, Viridiplantae, Streptophyta, Zygnematophyceae, Desmidiales, Closteriaceae.